Molecule: messenger RNA, 812 nt
Organism: Capsella rubella
Lineage: Eukaryota; Viridiplantae; Streptophyta; Magnoliopsida; Brassicales; Brassicaceae
Product: acylphosphatase
Exons: 2
Coding region: 71-592 (173 amino acids)
Molecular function (GO): acylphosphatase activity
Source: RefSeq, a predicted model, not a curated record
UAAGCAGAACCGGGAUCGUUCGUCAAGGAAAGACUCUGAAACACGAGAGAGAAACCUUCUUCGACGGAGAAUGGCCUCAAUUGUCGGAAUCCGAACAAAAUUUCUGAGUUUCGGCAAGGUUCCACAAAUCUCGACUUCACUGUUAAGAAUCCACAAUCAUCGUAGCCUCUUCAUUCAGAAUCCUCCUCUUCUUACUCUUCCUCUGUUCUCUACCACUCUUCGUCUUCCUCGUCCCCUGCUUUGGCUUCGCUCAUCUCCCCCUGUGUGCUCCAUGACCACUCAGGCUGAAUCUGGGUCUCCCCACCAAUCCGAUUCUGCUAAAACGGUCAGGGUGGUGAUAAAGGGAAGAGUACAGGGAGUGUGCUACAGGAACUGGACUGUUGAGAAUGCAGAGCAGCUCGGGUUAAAGGGAUGGGUCAGGAACCGCAGGGAUGGUUCUGUGGAAGCACUCUUUUCUGGACCACCUGAAUCUGUUGAUGAGAUGCAUCAGAGGUGUCGUCGUGGCCCUCCUGCAGCCAUGGUAACUGGCUUGGAGGCUUUCCCUUCCACUGAAGAACCGGGAGCAGGUUUUGAAUACAGAUCAACCGUCUGAUUGAUUCUCUUGUAAGAGACAGAGAGAGAUUUAAGACACAGAGGCCAUGUAUCGUUUUGAUAUACGUCAUAUGUUUACAAUUUGAUAUUUGUUUAAACUUGUAAUACCAGCAAAUUCAGAGAGUAUGCACUUAAAAGAACAACGAGCCAUGUAAAAGGGGGCUUUGACUCGGCAGCCCCCAAACAAAAAUACUUGUUUGAGUUACUAUGACAGAUUCUGA